This is a messenger RNA of Callorhinus ursinus (northern fur seal), 1316 nucleotides long. It is a transcript of the gene CA11, whose product is annotated as carbonic anhydrase 11. Lineage: Eukaryota; Metazoa; Chordata; Mammalia; Carnivora; Otariidae. Gene Ontology annotation, cellular component: basolateral plasma membrane. Gene Ontology annotation, biological process: one-carbon metabolic process. The record is from RefSeq and is a predicted model, not a curated record. Gene Ontology annotation, molecular function: carbonate dehydratase activity; zinc ion binding.
CCCCCCGCUGCCCCGGUGUUUGGGGAACGGCACUCCCCGUAGGGAGGAGAGGCAGGCUGGAAGUCCUGCGGGGACAGGGUCCCACAGAAGGGCUAAGGAGGAGCUGAGAGACGGGGCCAGGACAUUGGGAAGGGGUCGCUCAGAGGCCUCCCGGGGAUGGGGGCUGCAGCUCCUCUGAGCGCCCCUCGAGCGCUGGUACUCUGGGCCUCACUGGGGGCGGCAGCUCACAUUGGACCUGCACCUGACCCCGAGGACUGGUGGAGCUACAAGGAUAAUCUCCAAGGAAACUUCGUGCCAGGGCCUCCCUUCUGGGGCCUGGUGAAUGCAGCCUGGAGUCUGUGUGCUGUGGGGAAGCGGCAGAGCCCCGUGGAUGUGGAGCUGAAGAGGGUUCUUUAUGACCCCUUUCUGCCCCCACUGAGACUCAGCACUGGGGGAGAGAAGCUCCGGGGAACGCUGUACAACACCGGCCGCCAUGUCUCCUUCCUACCUGCAGCCCGGCCCGUGGUCAAUGUGUCUGGGGGUCCCCUCCUCUAUAGCCACCGGCUUAGUGAACUGCGACUGCUAUUUGGAGCACGGGAUGGAGCUGGCUCUGAACACCAGAUCAACCACCAGGGCUUCUCUGCUGAGGUGCAGCUCAUCCACUUCAACCAAGAACUCUACGGGAACCUCAGCGCCGCCUCCCGGGGCCCCAAUGGCCUGGCCAUUCUCAGCCUCUUUGUCAAUGUGGCUGGCAGCUCGAACCCCUUCCUCAGCCGCCUCCUUAACCGUGACACCAUCACCCGCAUCUCAUACAAGAACGAUGCCUACUUUCUUCAAGACCUGAGCCUGGAGCUCCUGUUCCCCGAAUCCUUUGGCUUCAUCACUUAUCAGGGCUCUCUCAGCACCCCACCCUGCUCAGAGACUGUCACCUGGAUCCUCAUUGACCGGGCCCUCAAUAUCACCUCCCUCCAGAUGCACUCCCUGAGACUCCUGAGCCAGAAUCCUCCGUCCCAGAUCUUCCAGAGCCUCAGCGGUAACGGCCGGCCCCUGCAGCCCUUGGCCCACAGGGCCUUGAGGGGCAACAGGGACCCCCGGCACCCCGAGAGGCGCUGCCGAGGCCCCAACUACCGCCUGCAUGUGGAUGGUGCCCCCCAUGGUCGCUGAGACUCCCCACUGAGGAUUGCGCCUGUCCUUUCCAAGUCUCCCCACACGGGGAGGGGAGUCACCCCCCAAAACAAAGCUAUUAAAGGGACAGAAUACUUCCGGUUUCUUAGUGGUCUGAUUCUAGGCGCGGCGGGGAAACAUCUGGGUACCGAAGAACAGCAGUCUUCUUCUAG